AUGGUAAAGAGAACUUAUAGAAAUCUUAUGUCAAAAAAAAAUCCAAUCAUAGCAGAAAAAGUUGAAACCACCAGCAAAGAGCCAAAAAUGUACAAGAUAAUAGCAACAACUUGUUAAGCAUCCUUGUAUUCUCCUAUAACUAAGAAAUCGCUAUUAAAAUUUUUAAUAUUACUACCAAUUAAAAAGCAGGCCACUCCAAUAACACAAUUUAUAAUAGCUCCAAUUAUCAAAUAAAAUCUAACUACAAAAGAGCAAAAACCCAUUUUAUGA
Molecule: messenger RNA, 270 nt
Organism: Tetrahymena thermophila SB210
Lineage: Eukaryota; Ciliophora; Oligohymenophorea; Hymenostomatida; Tetrahymenidae
Exons: 1
Source: RefSeq, a predicted model, not a curated record